Phyllostomus hastatus (greater spear-nosed bat) is the source of this 4880-nucleotide messenger RNA. It is a transcript of the gene EPRS1, whose product is annotated as glutamyl-prolyl-tRNA synthetase 1. NCBI's taxonomy places the organism in Eukaryota, Metazoa, Chordata, Mammalia, Chiroptera, Phyllostomidae. Gene Ontology annotation, cellular component: cytoplasm; aminoacyl-tRNA synthetase multienzyme complex. Gene Ontology annotation, molecular function: proline-tRNA ligase activity; ATP binding; glutamate-tRNA ligase activity. The transcript is spliced from 32 exons. Bases 126 to 4673 code for a protein of 1515 amino acids. The record is from RefSeq and is a predicted model, not a curated record. Gene Ontology annotation, biological process: translation; glutamyl-tRNA aminoacylation; prolyl-tRNA aminoacylation.
AGGGGCGGGGCGAAGGCUGCGGCUGCGUCAGGGGAGCACACACGUUGUAGCUUUUCCUUGUUUGCGGGUCGGGGUUGGUUGUGGCAGCCAGGCAGGCGCUCUAGCUGGUGCAGCGGCAGGUGGAGAUGGCGACACUGUGUCUGACCGUGAAUUCAGGAGACCCUCCCCUGGGUGCUUUGCUGGCAGUAGAACAUGUGAAAGACAAUGUCAACAUUUCUGUUGAAGAAGGGAAAGAGAAUAUUCUUCAUGUGUCUGAAAAUGUGGCAUUCACAGACGUGAACUCCAUACUUCGCUACUUGGCCAGAGUCGCCACGACCGCCGGGCUGUAUGGCUCUAACCUGAUGGAACACACCGAGAUCGACCACUGGCUGGAGUUCAGUGCCACAAAGCUGUCUUCGUGCAGUCUGUUUACUUCUGCGGUCAAUGAGCUCAAUCACUGCCUGUCCCUGAGAACGUACCUGGUCGGAAACUCCUUGAGCCUGGCAGAUUUAUGUGUUUGGGCCGCCCUGAAAGGGAGCGAGGCCUGGCAGGAGCAGCUGACGGGGAGCAGGGCGCCGGUUCACGUGAAGCGCUGGUUUGGCUUCCUGGAAGCCCAGCAGACCUUCCGCUCCGUCGGCACCACGUGGGGCGGCGGUCCAGCAGCCAAGGCCAAGGUGGCACCUCAGAAAAGGCAAGAUGUUGGGAAGUUUGUGGAGCUUCCGGGUGCUGAGAUGGGCAAGGUCACUGUCCGGUUUCCUCCAGAGGCUAGUGGGUACCUGCACAUCGGGCACGCCAAGGCCGCGCUGCUGAACCAGCACUACCAGGUGAACUUCAGAGGGAAGCUGAUCAUGAGGUUCGACGACACGAACCCUGAAAAAGAGAAGGAAGAUUUUGAGAAGGUCAUCCUGGAGGACGUUGCAAUGCUGCACAUCAAGCCCGAUCAGUUCACGUACACCUCGGACCACUUUGAAACGAUAAUGAAGUACGCGGAGAAGCUGAUUCGGGAAGGGAAGGCUUACGUGGACGACACCCCCGCGGAGCAGAUGAAGGCCGAGCGUGAGCAGAGGGUCGAGUCCAGACACAGAGCGAACUCCGUCGAGAAGAACCUGCAGAUGUGGGAGGAGAUGAAACGAGGGAGCCCGGCUGGUCAGUCCUGCUGUCUGCGCGCCAAGAUCGACAUGAACAGCAACAACGGCUGCAUGCGGGACCCGACGCUGUACCGCUGCAAGGCCCAGCCGCACCCGAGGACCGGGAGUGCGUACAACGUUUACCCGACGUACGACUUCGCCUGCCCCAUCGUGGACAGCAUCGAGGGCGUCACGCACGCCCUGCGGACCACGGAGUACCACGACCGGGACGAGCAGUUCUACUGGAUCAUCGAGGCUUUGGGCAUCCGGAAGCCGUAUAUUUGGGAGUAUAGUCGGCUGAAUCUCAACAACACAGUGCUGUCCAAGAGAAAACUCACCUGGUUCGUGAACGAAGGCCUGGUGGAUGGAUGGGACGACCCGCGAUUUCCCACGGUCCGCGGGGUGCUGAGAAGAGGCAUGACCGUGGAAGGCCUGAAACAGUUCAUUGCUGCUCAGGGCUCCUCACGUUCGGUGGUGAACAUGGAAUGGGACAAAAUUUGGGCUUUUAACAAAAAGGUCAUUGACCCGGUGGCGCCCAGGUACGUCGCGCUGCUGAAGAAGGAGGUGGUCCCCGUGAACAUCCCCGAGGCGCAGGAGGAGAUGAAGGAAGUAGCCAAGCACCCAAAGAACCCCGACGUGGGCCUGAAGCCCGUGUGGUACGGCCCCAGGGUUUUCGUGGAGGGCGCCGAUGCCGAGACGUUUUCCGAGGGCGAGACGGUGACGUUCAUCAACUGGGGCAACGUCAGCAUCACCAAGAUACACAAAGACGCAAGUGGAAAGAUUGUGUCUCUUGACGCAAAGCUGAACUUGGAGAACAGAGACUACAAGAAGACCACCAAGGUCACGUGGCUCGCGGAGACGGCCCGCGCCCUGCCCGUCCCCGCGGUGUGCGUCACGUACGACCACCUGAUCACGAAGCCGGUGCUCGGGAAGGACGAGGACUUCAAGCAGUACGUCAACAGGAACAGCAAGCACGAGGAGCUGAUGCUGGGGGACCCCUGCCUGAAGGACCUGAAAAAGGGCGACAUCAUCCAGCUCCAGAGACGAGGCUUCUUCAUCUGCGACCUGCCGUACGAGCCCGUGAGCCCCCACAGCUGCAGAGACGCGCCCUGUGUCCUGAUAUACAUCCCCGACGGGCACACGAAGGAGAUGCCCACGUCUGGGUCGAAGGAGAAGACCAAGGUGGAAACAGUGAAGAACGAGACGACGACCCCUGCCAAGGACAGACCAGCGGCCCCCGCGACUAGUACUUGCACUGCUGCCUCGGCCGAGGAUUCCGAGGCCCUCCACAGCCGAGUGGCUGCUCAGGGGGAUGUGGUUCGGGAGCUGAAGGCCAAGAAGGCAGCAAAGGAGGAUGUAGAUGCAGCUGUGAAACAGCUUUUGGCUUUGAAAGCUGAGUAUAAGGAGAAGACGGGCCAGGAGUACAAACCUGGAAGUCCUCCGGCCGUGACCGGACAGAGUGUCCCCUGCAAACCGCCGGCAGGCACCGCGGACGGUGCGUCUCUGUACGACGAGGUUGCUGCGCAAGGGGAGGUCGUUCGCAAGCUGAAAGCCGAAAAGGCCCCGAAGGCUAAAGUCAAUGAGGCUGUAGAGUGCUUACUUGCUCUGAAAGCUCAGUAUAAAGAGAAAACCGGGAAGGAGUACGUUCCUGGCCAGCCCCCAUCCCCUGCAAGUUCCGAUUCAGGCCCAGCCGGGAGCUCUGAGUCUUGUGGUCCCGAAACACCAGAAGCCAAAGCACUUUUUGACAGAGUGGCUUCUCAGGGAGAGGUGGUUCGAAAACUCAAGGCUGAAAAAGCCCCUAAGGAGCAGGUGGACGCCGCCGUGCAGGAGCUCCUCCGGCUGAAGGCGCAGUACAAGACUCUCGCCGGCGUCGAGUACAAGCCCGUCUCUGCCACCGGGCCCGAGGACAAAGAUAAGAAGAAGAAAGAGAAAGAAAAUAAGUCCGAAAAGCAGAAUAAGCCUCAAAAACAAAGCGAUGGAUCUAAGAAAGACCCCUCCAGAAGCCAAGGUGGUGGGACGCCGCCCGGUGGAGCAGGAGAGGGCCAGGGGCCCCGGAAGCAGACCAGGUUGGGCCUUGAGGCAAAGAAAGAAGAAAAUCUUGCAGAUUGGUAUUCUCAGGUCAUCACGAAGUCGGAAAUGAUAGAAUACUACGAUGUCAGUGGCUGCUACAUUCUCCGCCCCUGGGCGUAUUCCAUCUGGGAAUCCAUCAGGGACUUUUUCGAUGCUGAGAUCAAGAAGCUCGGUGUUGAGAACUGCUAUUUCCCCAUGUUUGUGUCUCAAGGCGCCUUAGAGAAAGAGAAAACGCACGUAGCCGACUUCGCCCCCGAGGUGGCGUGGGUCACAAGGUCUGGCAAGACAGAGCUGGCGGAACCCAUCGCUGUCCGUCCCACCAGUGAAACGGUCAUGUACCCGGCCUACGCGAAGUGGGUGCAGUCGCACAGGGACCUGCCCAUCAGGCUCAACCAGUGGUGCAACGUGGUGCGCUGGGAGUUCAAGCACCCGCAGCCGUUCCUGCGGACGCGGGAGUUCCUCUGGCAGGAAGGGCACAGCGCCUUCGCCACGUUCGAGGAAGCCGCGGAAGAGGUCUUGCAGAUACUCGACUUGUACGCUCGGGUGUACGAGGACCUCCUGGCAAUCCCGGUCGUAAAGGGAAGGAAGACGGAAAAGGAGAAGUUCGCCGGAGGGGACUACACGACCACGGUGGAGGCCUUCAUCUCCGCCAGCGGCAGAGCCAUCCAGGGAGGAACUUCACAUCAUUUAGGGCAGAAUUUUUCCAAAAUGUUUGAAAUCAUUUUUGAAGAUCCAAGGACACCAGGAGAGAAGCAGUUUGCCUACCAGAACUCCUGGGGCCUCACGACUCGGACGAUCGGCGUCAUGACCAUGGUUCACGGGGACAACAUGGGCCUGGUGCUGCCGCCACGCGUGGCCUGUGUUCAGGUGGUGGUCAUCCCUUGCGGCGUCACGAAUGCCCUUUCCGAAGAGGACAGAGAGGCUCUGCUUGCCAAGUGCAAUGACUAUCGACGGCGGCUGCUCAGCGCCAACAUCCGCGUCAGGGCUGACCUGCGGGAUAACUACUCGCCAGGGUGGAAGUUCAACCACUGGGAGCUCAAGGGCGUCCCCGUCAGGCUGGAAGUGGGGCCCCGAGACAUGAAGAGCUGCCAGUUCGUAGCGGUGCGGCGGGACACCGGAGAAAAGCUGACAGUUGCGGAAGAUGAGGCUGAGGCGAAACUUCAGGCUCUUUUGGAGGACAUCCACGCCAACCUUUUCAGAAAGGCUUCUGAAGACCUGAGGACUCACAUGGUGGUGGCAAAUUCAAUGGAAGACUUUCAGAAGAUGCUAGAUUCCGGAAAGAUCGCCCAGAUCCCAUUCUGUGGGGAGAUCGACUGCGAGGACUGGAUCAAGAAGACCACGGCCAGGGAUCAGGACCUUGAGCCCGGUGCUCCGUCCAUGGGGGCGAAGAGCCUUUGCAUCCCCUUCCAGCCGCUCUGCGAGCUGCAGCCUGGAGCCCGCUGCGUCUGCGGCAAGAACCCGGCCAAGUUCUACACCUUGUUUGGGCGCAGUUACUGAGGGCGGGCCCGCGCCCCGCCCUCCAGCCCCUCACUUUUAAAAAACUUGAUACCAAUAUCUUCCCAGAUAUAGUUUUAUGAUUUUUUUUAAAAACAAAAGCUCAAAGAGGAGGUCACAUGAAAUAAAUGUCUAUUCUUAUGCCUAAAGUGACUGUGGAAGUAAGGCUUUUCUGCAUACAGCCCCAGUAAUAAAUACCAUGAACUGAUA